Molecule: messenger RNA, 3913 nt
Organism: Chiloscyllium plagiosum (whitespotted bambooshark)
Lineage: Eukaryota; Metazoa; Chordata; Chondrichthyes; Orectolobiformes; Hemiscylliidae
Source: RefSeq, a predicted model, not a curated record
CAGGACUCUCUUGAAUGUGAGCUUCUCACUUUGAGAUGGGAACACUGUUUUUGCUGAGCAACGAAUCAUUCCUCUCUGUUCUGUGCUGUCCCCCUCCCUGCCCCAGGUUCCGUUACUCUGAGGACGAUGUUGUUAGCUACAUCCUGCAGAUCCUCCAGGGUCUUGAGUACCUGCACAGCCGACGUAUCGUUCACCUGGACAUCAAACCGGACAAUGUCAUUGUCACCUACCUCAACGUCAUCAAGCUGGUGGACUUUGGCAGUGCCCACUUCUUCAAUGCUACUGUGCCAAAGCCGCUGGGUCGCAGAGUGGGCACUCCGGAGUAUAUGUCUCCUGAAAUGCUGAAGGGAGAUCCGAUUGGACCACCGGCUGAUAUCUGGGGUCUGGGCGUGCUUAUUUACAUCAUGUUAAGUGGACGAUCACCCUUCACUGCACCAGAUCCAACAGAACUCGAGAGCAAGAUUAAAUCAGCACAGUUUGACCUCACAAAGUGCUAUCCCAAUGCAUCGCAGAAUGCUGCACUCUUUCUUAAACGGGUCCUCUGCAUGUUCCCAGCGACACGACCGACGGUGAAGGAAUGUCAUGCUAACCCCUGGCUCCAGGAUAACUACCUGAUGAAGCUCCGUCGACAGACGCUUACCUUCACUACCACCCGACUGAAGGAGUUCCUGGUCCACCACCAGAAGAAGCGAUCUGAGACCCUCACUCGGCACCGAGUUCUCCUGCGGUCCUACAGCAACACCACCAGCCAGCCCGGGAGCCCUGGCGUCCCUCCGGCAACCCAGUGACCCCUCACCCCCACCCCGAGGAGCUGGGGGAGCGGGGAGGCAAUGAGAAAUCUGAGGGCAACAUUCCAGUCAACACCUGCAUUGCAAACACUUGAACCCAUCCUGCCGAGGGACAGAGGGGACAGCCAUUCCCCACAUCUCGACACCAACGAUCAAACCAUUAAGGGACAGACACCUAGCACUGACAGUUUUCUUUUCUCUAUUUAUUUAAGACAGUAACCAAGGACGUGAGGUUGUGCAUCUUGUGUCCAAAUGGUUUUUAGCAAAAGGCUUUGUCUCCGAAUCCAAGGGAGGGAAUGGGGGGAGCGAGCAGUGCAUAGGUUAGUGACUGGAACCAACUUCAUUGUGACCCACUGGGGGCAGAGUGGAGACCUGCUUCAUAAGAGAAUGGACAAAAACCAGCCUUACUGUCGAUUUUCCCUUUGAGUAUGUGUGCAUCCCAGCCCCUUCCCAAACCCUUGCCCCGAAUCUCCGGGACUCCAAUCUUCUCAAUACUUUGCAGAGAGGGAGACAGAGAGAUGGCCCCCUCUCUCAUCUGAUUUUCCUUUGUACAUCGAGAGAUGUGAGCAGUCUCUUUACACAGGGAUUCACUUAAGUUUCAAUUCUCUCUCAAUGAAGUGCAAUUUGGUUCUGCAGGACUCCCUGGUCCUCCGAGCCCAUCAAGCAGACUCUGAAGUUUCGGUUCCAUACAUGACUGAAUUUCCAGGGACUAAGAAGAUCCCGAUCUUGCUCCCACCUUCCCCCAACUCCUUUCUCACCAACCUCCUGGAGAUUACCUGCACCACCACAGAAUUAAGCAGGGAUUGGCAUCUCUGGGCUGUCAGGUCACACUGGAGAGAGCCAUCUCCCUGUCCCUGGAAAGGCUCCUCUCAACUACCAGCCUCUGAAAAUCUAUCAGCUCCAACUGAGGGCCCAGGGCAGGGAACUGGUCUAAUCUGGUGUCCCUGCUCUCUAGUUUGGGGAUAUCUUUGGGCGAGUAAAAUGGAUGUAAAUAGAAAUUAUGUUGCAAGGCCUUCCUGAAAGACAUUUGUAAGAUUUUACUUGAUGAGUAUUGGGCUGAGGGUUGGCCUGUGUAUUUUGCCACACAGUGGAGGGAGGUUGGGAAAUGAGGCAGGGAGAUUCCUGCAUAUAUUUUCAUACUUGUGUGUUUGCAAUAGGAUGAAGUGUGCGUGUAUGCACACACACACACAUACGUACACACACUCAUACACACUCUUACACAGAGACAUUUGCACAGACUCUCACACUCACACAGUUUCUCAUACACACACACACACACAUUCUCUCUCUCGCGCGCGCACACACACACACACCCAUAGCCAUGUACAUGCAGUCACAGCCUAACACACACUUGCACGCAUUCACGCAUGGUCACACAUGCGUGCACAUCCACACUGGUGCACACAUGCAAUGUGUGCGAAGACACAUGUAGUAGUGUGCACAGAUCUGGUGCGUGAACAUCUGUGCACCAACACAUGCACAUGUGUGCUUAUCCAUGUGCACGGACACAUGUGUAAAGAUCCGUGCACACUGAGACAGACUUGUGACUGGUUUGAUUAUGACACAUGGCCUACUUUAAAUAAUUAAUUGCACACAGCACAAGAAGAUUUCACAAGCAAAAAAAAGGGGAAUGUAAUUUCCCUUGAAUUGAUAUUUUUAGGGAUAUUUUGAGCUCCAGCGAUUAUUCAUGCGACUAAAAUCUCUUGCAAGGCAAGUGUGCGAGGUUGCGCUGGAAGUGUAAAUCACAAUAGCUUGCAUCCAUCACUUUGGGAAUUUGGGGACUGUCCUGUUGAAUGGACGCCCUUGCUGCUAUCUUUAGGAACAAAAGGAAAGCUGGGGUGGGGGUGUUUCCCAUGGUCAGGAAACAGCGUCAGAACCCAGCAGCCACAGCUGUCAUCACCCACCUCUACCCAGCAUUGACCAUCAACCGCUUUCCUGCCCGUCAUAGAUGGCUGGCUCAUACCAACUAGCACAGCUCAAUGCUGAGAUCAGGCAAAAAUAGCUUACAUUUAUAUGGCGCCUUUAACAUGGCAAACGCAGGUGCAAUUGUGGGUGGAAACAUUUAUACCAAGACAGAGAAGGCAGUGACAAAGCAGAUGUUCAAAGUUUGGCGAGAGGGAGAAAGGUCAGUUUUAACUGCGUCGUAAAGUGGGGACAGAGACAGGGAGGGAAUUCCGCAACUCGGAACCCAAGCAGCUGAAGGUACAGUCCCUGAGACAGAGCAAAGGAGGUUGCCCAGAACUAGAAAGUUCAUGGAGAUGUGACAUGAUUGGGAGCUGUAGGAUGUUAGAGAGGGUGAGAGCAAGGGGAGAUUUGAGAGAAGCUGUCUUCUGAGAAAUAGCUAGCUCCAAGUCAUGAUGGUUCUGACAAUCCCAGCCACACUGGGUCAUCCUAUACUGAGGGGAUUUGAUGGAAUCACUCAGGCCAAUUCAUCAGCCUGUGUUUGCUGAGAGAACGUUUCCCAUCUAAUACCUUAGGCAGCUGGCUUCAUAUCCACUGGCAGUUUAGAGAAGAGAAAGGCAACUUGAUUGAAACACAGAAAACAGUGAGGGGUCUUAACUGGGUGGUGAGGGAGAGGAUGGUUCCUCUUGUAGAAGGAUUUAGAGUUCCAGGUGACUGUUUAAAAAUCAGGGCUUAUCCAUUUUAGACAAAGAUGAGAAAAAUAUUUUCUGAGUCCUGGAUCUUUGGAACUCUCUUCCUCAAAAGGUGGUGGAAAUGAAUCUUUGAAUAUUUUUAUGACAGCUGGGUAGAUUCUUGUUGAAUGGGGUGAAAGGUUACCAGGAAUAGUUGGGGAUGUAAUCAGAACAGCCACCAUCUUACUGAGGGGCAGAGUGACCACCACCUAGGUUUUGAAUGUUCAUAUGUUGAGUUUUUCCAGCACUGUCUGAGUUAAUCCUUUGCUUUUGCUCAUCCUGACCUUACCAUGGAUUCUCUGUCUUUAUGUGUCUUUGUCCCUCGGUUUUUGUCUAUCUCUCUUUUUGUCCCACACCCGUUCUUUCACAUUAUAUCCCUGACCCCUUAUUACUCUCAGGCUCCACUUCACACCCUCUGUCCCCCUCUCACUCCCUCUAUCCCACUCACUCUCUGUUCUUCACUCUCCCUCUUUCCCUCACACUCUCCUUCUG